AUGUCGAAGUCAUUUGUUCGUUCUAUUAAAAAUGUCACUAGUGGAUAUUCGUCGGGGCAGGUGCUCGUUAGAAAUGCUACGUCCAACGACCCAUCAGGGCCGACCACUUUUGAUAUGGAAGAAAUAGCAUCCCGGACGUACCAAUCUCAAACAGACUUUUUAGAGAUAAUGGACAUGAUUGACCGUCGUCUUAACGAUAAGGGAAAAAACUGGAGACAUGUGGCCAAAUCUUUGACGGUAUUGGACUACUUGGUGAGAUACGGGUCUGAAAAAUGUGUGCUCUGGUCGAAGGAUAAUUUGUACAUUAUUAAGACGUUACGGGAGUUCAUACACUUUGACGAGGCGGAAAAUGACCAGGGGGCGGUGAUCCGGGUGAAGGCCAAGGAAUUGGUUUCGUUGUUGAGGGACGAUGAGAGAUUGCAGCACGAAAGAGAGUUGGCAGCGAGGGCACAGAAUGGAUAUGGAAAUCGCUCGGGUCGUGAUAGAAGAAACCGUAGGGGAUCAAGAAGAAAUACUGUGAACAGCAAUAACAGCAGGCCUGCAACAGCGGAUGAUGACGAAGAAUUGCAAAAGGCGUUGGAAAUUUCGAGGGUCACGGCCGAAGAAGAGGCCAGACGCAAGAACCAAAACCCUAAUGACGACGAUUUGCAAGCUGCAUUGAAGUUGUCGAUGGAGGAGGAAGAAAUGAGAAAGUUGAAGCGCCAGCAAAAUGAAAACUUACUUGAUUUGGACGACCAACAAGCCCAACCUCAGUAUUACAUGGCCACAGGCUAUGUUCAACAACCUCAGUACUAUGUUGCUCCACAGCAAACUCAACCACAACAGCAGUAUGAUAUGUUUGGCAAUCCAAUACAGAAUGCCAUGAACACAGGCUUGUACCAGCAACAAUACUACCAACAACAGGAUCCUAUGCAACAACAACAACCUCUGUUUACUGGAUUCAAUGCUCCCCAACCCCAGCAACAACCUCAAGAAUUGCAGCCUUUGAAGACGGGCUCGAAUAACCCAUUCGCAUUACAAAGUGAAUCUGCUCAACAGCAACCAGCUUCCCAGUCUUUGAAUGAUAUAGCUUCUCAACAACAACAAGACCUCUAUCAACAGCAACUUCAACAACAGCAGCAACAACAACAACCCCAAUUUUUCACCCAGCCAACUUCGCAGCUCAAGCCGCAAAAUACCUCAUCGUCCAAAUUUAAUGACUCCACUCAUGGUGAGUUGAACAAUUUAUUGGCCCAAGGCACUGGUAUCGAUACAUUUGGUAAUACCGGUGCUACAAGAAUCCCUCAUCAACAUACAAAAACUCAACAAUUUAUAAAUUCAAGUGGUACUGGUUACAAACAAAACUAUGAUGAAGCCAAGUUGAGUUCGAAUGCCACUGGUAAUCCGUUCUUAAAUACUGGCAUUGGGUACCAACAGCAAAGUCAAAUUAACCCUGCCUAUACUGGCUAUGGAUUCGGAAAUGCCAAUGCGCAACAGCAACAGAGGCGUAACGAUGGUCCAAGUUUAAUUGACAUUUGA
Molecule: messenger RNA, 1518 nt
Organism: Debaryomyces fabryi
Lineage: Eukaryota; Fungi; Ascomycota; Pichiomycetes; Serinales; Debaryomycetaceae
Product: epsin
Exons: 1
Coding region: 1-1518 (505 amino acids)
Biological process (GO): endocytosis; actin filament organization
Cellular component (GO): clathrin vesicle coat; plasma membrane; endosome
Molecular function (GO): clathrin binding; phospholipid binding
Source: RefSeq, a predicted model, not a curated record